This is a messenger RNA of Centruroides sculpturatus (bark scorpion), 2498 nucleotides long. RefSeq names its product nose resistant to fluoxetine protein 6-like. Bases 163 to 2370 code for a protein of 735 amino acids. The record is from RefSeq and is a predicted model, not a curated record. NCBI's taxonomy places the organism in Eukaryota, Metazoa, Arthropoda, Arachnida, Scorpiones, Buthidae. Gene Ontology annotation, molecular function: acyltransferase activity, transferring groups other than amino-acyl groups. The transcript has 15 exons.
GCAAGUUUUGGAACUUAUCCAACGUAUUUAAUAUACAAAUCAUACGUCUAACCGAUUGGAAAUUAGUCGGAGCGUAAAUUUUAACUGUUCACAUUAUAGAAAAAAAAGGCAUUAAAUUUUUAAUUGCAGGUCGAACAGUAUCGCAGAUGUGAAGAACUCGAGAUGAAUUCUCCUUGGUUACUCUGGUUGUUGUUACUGCAAAGGGCCAUUGUAGCCCUGAGUGAAAACAAUAACCGAUCCCUAAGCGUGGAUAAGAUAAAUAAUGAGAAUAUCGACUACGAAACGUGGGUCAAUGCCGAAAAAUUGAUAAGGCAAUUCAUGGAUAUAGUAACAAAAAAGGCCUUACCUCUAAUAGUGAAGAUCAACUCUGAAGUCACUUUAUCGUCCGAUUGUAUGGGAAGUUUAAUGAAAUUAUUCAUGGAUCUUCGACAAUUUAAGGGAUGGGCCGUAAAAAUGAUAGACGCAAUGGGAAAACCGACAGCAGGAUUACUAGAAGGUGUAGUUGCUUCAUUAGGAUCGUACGACGAAUGCUUGGAUAUUGAAGUAGAACGUCCCAGAAAGACACCCAUAAGAGGUCAAUACUGCCUGCUAGAAAUGUGGCCACCUCUACCUCCAAAACCUACACCAGCAUUUAUCAGAAAGUUCGUUAGCAACAUCAAAUGGGACUUACUACCUUCGGAUAAGUUAUUCGACAUGGCCCGAAACUAUUCUUUCCUAUUUCACCUUGCAAAAAUUCAAUAUGGCGUCUGCGUGCCUUCAACGUGUUCCUAUAAGGAAGUUGAAGACAUCGCUAAAGCAGUUCUACAGGAGAUGAAGUUCAACGGGUCCUUACACAGAUGUGAAGUGAAGCGUGGUUUAAAAUUUACUUCCGAUCAAAUAAUCAUUGCUUGCGCUCUCGUUAUAGUAUUCUUGUUCGUUACCAUUGGAUCAUUAUUGGAUAUAUACGCUUGCAGAAUGAAAAUGAGCCAUCAGAUAUGCAUGAAAAUUAACGACAACAAUGGAAAGUUCGUUAGGAUACUUUUAGCAUUCUCCAUUUUAAGGAACACCAGCAAAUUACUGAAGCCUGAUGCCACUUACCCAGAGUUAUCAUCGUUACAUGGAUUCAGGUUUCUUACUGUAACCGGAAUCAUGAUGGCUGCCACUUAUGGCUACUUUGAUCCUAUAUUUUAUCAAAAAAUUGGUUAUUUAUACGACACUACCAGAACUGUAACGUUUCAGAUUAUUCUUGGUGGUCAAGUUGCCAUUAAUUCUUUAUUCUUUCUCAGUGGCAUCCUGACUAUGUACUUCACAAUUAAAUCAUUAAAGGGUGAAAGGCAAUUGAGUAUACGUAUCUUCCUCUUCCAUCGUUUAUGCAGGCUGAUACCGACCAUAUUAUUAAUUUUGGGCUUAAUGAUGAUGGUACCACUAAUCAGCUCAGGACCCGUAUGGCAAGAAAUGGUUGGACAUUACAUAGAUGUAUGCCGUACCAACUGGUGGACCAAUAUUCUGUUUAUUAGCAACUGGUGGCCCUUUUCUCAGAUGUGCCUGAUGUCCAUGUGGUUUCUCUCUUCAGACAUGCAACUUCACUUACUCUCACUUCUCAUUAUUUUCCCAUUUUUUAAGAGCCCGAAAUUGGCGCUGUUCAUCGGGAUUUUUCUAGAAAUAUGUCGUGCCAUAGCGGUGGCCAUUGUGACACUGGUUUACAAAGUGGAGCCUCCUCUGAUGUCUCCUGAUAGAGACGUUUGGGCAAACAUGAUCGACAAAAUUUACUUGAAACCACAUUCGCUAAAUGGUGCCUUUAGCGUGGGCCUUCUUGCUGGUUAUUUAAUUGCAGAGCAUUCAUCUGUUAUCAUACGAUUGAAGUACCAAGUACUUGGAUGGUGCUUUACUAUAGGAUGUUCAUUAGCCAUGCUAUGUUUACCGCACCAUCUGGGUAAAACUCCAGAACCGAAUGUAGCUGGCACUGUACUAUACAUGACAUUUCAUCAAACGGCAUGGGCACUAGCUAUGGCAUGGAUAGCUGUGAUGUGUGCUUUAGGAUAUGGGGGUCCAAUACAGAAGACACUUUCCUUUAAAUUAAUUAUUCCGUUAAGUCGCCUUUCUUUUACUGCCUUUCUUCUACACGAAGUGGUCAUUAGGACUCGUUACAGCACCAUUAGGCAGACAUUAAUUUUCAGUCACUACAACAUGUUCUACGAAUUCUGUAGUCACUUCUUAAUUAGUUUUGCUUUAGCUUAUGCGUGUUACGUGGUAGUAGAAGCACCAUUUAGCAAGGUAGAACGGAUACUCUUCCCCCAUUGGGAUUACGCAUGCCAAAAAUCUACCAAAGACACGUGUUUCUCUACCGAAAAGGAAGUAGAGAAGGUUAACAAGAAAGAAAUACAAUUAUAAAGGAUUGUUGGAUCAUCAACGUGGAGUGUACAAGUGUACGAGUGGUCUCAUCAUUUCGUUAUCACUAUUGAAUCAAUAGUAAUAUAGCGAGAUACCAUUUAGAUUUAUUAUUUAUAAACCAUUUAAAA